Molecule: messenger RNA, 1321 nt
Organism: Diaporthe batatas
Lineage: Eukaryota; Fungi; Ascomycota; Sordariomycetes; Diaporthales; Diaporthaceae
Exons: 2
Coding region: 102-1244 (380 amino acids)
Biological process (GO): phosphatidylinositol metabolic process
Molecular function (GO): phosphatidylinositol kinase activity
Source: RefSeq, a predicted model, not a curated record
AAAGCAAGAGCCGCUGUGUGUCGCCUCGGCCGUCGAGGUCGUGUUUUCAGACAUGCUUCUCCUCAUCAUCCAGAUGGCCAUCCACAUUUGAAGCCGACAAGAUGGGCCGAAUUGAAGCAAUCGCACGUUCGAUCGUGCGGACGAUCCUCAACGGUGCCAAGAAGAGGUCGCGUUCGCCCAUCGCGUACAUCCUGGCCCUCGUCUCCACCAUCUUCUCGUUCUACCAGCUGCCUCUCCACAAGCACCGCCCCGAGGUCUUUGCCAAUCUCCGCCAGCAACACUGGAAAGUUGACGACGAGGAAUAUCUGGCCUCUUUCCGUGUAGAAGAUGGUGGCAAGCCAGAAGAUGCGCUGAAGCCCCUGGCAGACCUUGGCUUCUCUGGCUCAUCCUUCUUCUCAACAGCUGACCAGAAAUACCUGGUCAAGUCUGUACCGCGCCACCACGAACACACCUUCUUCCGCAAUGACCUCCUGGACAUGUACGCAGCCUACAUGGGGUCCCACCCCCGGACCCUCGUCAUCCGCAUCUGCGACUUCCUGGCCAGCUCCGGCCUGGCCAUCGGCCACCAGCUCGGUACAGCGCCGAACCACCACAUCGUCAUGGAGAAUAUAAUGUACGGCCAGGACGAGGCAACAAGGAACGGCGCCCCCAAGUGGGAGAACUGGGACCUGAAGCCCACGAGCUACUUCUACCCAGAGCGGGACAUCGCCGACGGCAGGCUCACGAGCGAGGCCACCAAGGACCAGCUCGCCGACGAGUUCAACGACAAGAUCAUCCUCACCGCCGACCAGGCGCACGAGUUCUGGCGCAACCUGGAGGAGGACACCCGCAUGCUGGCACACUACAACGCCGUCGACUACUCGCUCUUCCUCGUGCGCAUGAACGCACGGCAGGCCGAGAACGCCAUCGGCGACGGCCCGUCCUCGUCCGGAUCCGCAGCUGAGAACGUGGUGGACGCGCUGCCCCGCGACCCGCCCGCCGUGCCUCCCGAGCCGCCCUCCUGGAGGACCGGGGUGGCAAGCGCGGAUGGGAAGUAUGUCUACCGCGCGGCCAUCCUCGACUUCUUCUGGGCCAAGCACAAGGUCCAGCCCAGGGUCAUGACCUUCCUGGUCAACACGUACAACAAGCUCAUCCACCACCAUGGCCCGAUGAGCAUCACCACCACGCCGGACGAGUACAGGGAGAGGUUCCUGAAGCUCUGUCAUGAUAUAGUGGAGGUCCGGGACGCUGGGUCCGGGUCGUGAUUGGUGAUUUACUGGAUUGUAUGAUACCCCUUAGCGUAACGGGCUGCUCCUUAAUGAAUACCCUCGAUUUUAUCAGA